UCGGCACCAGACUGGCUCCCUGGCUCAGUGUGCUACAUGAUGUGUGAGGCUAGGCAGCGCGUGGACGCUCUCCUGGCCAUCCUUGCCAAGCGUGGGAUAGAUGCAGCAUCCCUAGCCCAUCUCCCGGCCUAUCGCAAACUCCUCAAAAAGCGCUCAACCCUCGUGGACGAGAAUGAUAACAGUGAGGACAAGAAAAGAAAGACCAGGGACAAGUGUGGUGUUGAUUCAGACAAUGUUGUCAACAAGUAUAAUACACGUGGUACCUGGUAUGCCGUCUUAAUGGGCAUCCUUGCCCUCUUUCUCGGAGCAAUAUACCAGUAUGAGCUACAUACACAACAUGGAUUCACAAAAAUGUGGCUACGAUGGGAGAAUGUUGAUCUAUAUGCAGAGCAAUGUACUAUCGACAUGCCAGCGGCUGUACAAGACGUGUUUCGACCGCCGGUAGAGUGCGAAAUGUGUCGACAAGUGAGCCACGUAGAGCGUGUUUCGACCAUCACUCCGCAAUAUUUCGAACAGAGGUACGCCUACAGUGGUCGUCCAGUGGUCAUCACAGAUGGUCAGAGAAACUGGACAGCACCCAGCACCUUCUCUUUCGACUUCUUCAAGUCCAUCUAUGCUGACGACUCCCCAGUGCUGGAGAACUUCGAGCGGGACUGUCAGUUCUUCCCCUACCAGACCGAGUUCCGUAACCUGCGACAUGUCUUUAACAUGACCCACGAGAGAGUAGAGAUGAGAGGUGAUCCCUGGUACAUUGGAUGGAGCAACUGUGACUCUACAGCGGCCAACAUCCUGCGAGGUCACUACCACCGACCAUACUUCCUGCCUCACGCAGCCGAGUCCUCAAAAACUGACUGGAUCUUCAUGGGCACUCCAGGAUACGGUGCUCACAUGCAUAUCGAUCAUGUUGGGAACCCAUCCUGGCAAGCUCAGAUCCGUGGCAGGAAGUUGUGGUCACUGGAACCUCCACCAGAGUGUUACUUCCAGUGUGUUCCCAUGGAAGUGGUAGUGGAACCAGGAGAGAUAAGUAAGUGCUGAUGGUAGUAGUGAUGGU
Cherax quadricarinatus is the source of this 1051-nucleotide messenger RNA. Lineage: Eukaryota; Metazoa; Arthropoda; Malacostraca; Decapoda; Parastacidae. The record is from RefSeq and is a predicted model, not a curated record.